This is a messenger RNA of Puma concolor (puma), 606 nucleotides long. RefSeq names its product syndecan 4 (gene SDC4). NCBI's taxonomy places the organism in Eukaryota, Metazoa, Chordata, Mammalia, Carnivora, Felidae. The record is from RefSeq and is a predicted model, not a curated record. Gene Ontology annotation, biological process: cell migration. Gene Ontology annotation, cellular component: membrane; cell surface.
AUGGCCUCCGCCCGCCUGCUCGCGCUGCUACUGCUCCUCGUGGGCGUCCCCGCCGCUGCCACCGAGUCGAUCCGAGAGACCGAAGUCAUCGACCCCCAAGACCUCCUAGAAGGCCGAUACUUUUCUGGAGCCCUCCCAGAUGAUGAGGAUGUCGGGGGGCCCGGGCAGGAGCCCGAUGACUUUGAGCUGUCUGGCUCUGGAGAUCUGGAUGACUCAGAGGACCCCCAGAUCUUCCCGGAAGUAAUCCAACCCUUGGUGCCUCUAGAUAACCAUAUCCCUGAGAGGGCAGGGCCUGGGAGCUGGGUCCCCACCGAAGCCAAGGACCUGGAGGAGAAUGAGGUCAUCCCCAAGAGGAUCUCACCCUUUGAAGGGGACGAGGAUGUGUCUAACAAGGUGUCCAUGUCCAGUGCCACACAGAGCGGCAACAUCUUUGAGAGGACAGAGGUUCUGGCGGCUUUGAUCGUGGGUGGCGGCGUGGGCGUCCUGUUUGCUGUUUUCCUGGUCCUGCUGCUGGUAUACCGCAUGAAGAAGAAGGACGAAGGCACCUACGACCUGGGCAAGAAACCUAUCUACAAAAAAGCCCCCACCAACGAGUUCUAUGCUUGA